AUGCGUCAAACGAGAUCCGUCACUCGGAAGCUGCGUGAAGCGCAGAGGGAGAGCCUUACGGCAGAUAGCAACGACCAAGCGGGCGGUUCUUCUGCUCAGAAUGGAAGUCUCCCUCGUGGCCAAGAGGCUGGUAACUUGUCUGCCAUAAAUAUCGGCGGCCCAGACAUAGCCACCUUUGGCUCUUUGGAAGAAUUUCUCAACCAAGCGCCACAGAGUCAGGAGCAGCAAGAACAGCAGCAGCAGCAGCAGCAAGAAGAACUGCAACCAGUUUUAUACGACCCCCUGAAUCAGCCAUAUCUCCCAUGGGAUUGUCCAGGUUCCGACCAGCAUUUGUAUCCCUCUCCUGCACCAGCAAUGGCAGACGACCAGAGCUACCUGUCUCCGUCUUACUUUGUGGAGCCAAAUUUCUUUGCCAGUGACUUCACGCAGGAGCAAUACCAGUACCAGUUUGAUGACUACCAGGCAUUGCAGCCGUGGGUACCUCCAAGUCUCGAAGAAGCUGCCAUCUUGGAUGUGCAAGGCAUGCAAGGCCACGUCGGCGAGCUCUAUGAGCCUCUGCCAUUCGGAUAUGCCAUGAUGCCAGACUAUCUGGUUCAAGAUCCUCUCUUGGAUGAGCGAUGGGCAGCAACAUACGAGGGUGAUCUUUUUGGACAUUCUCAAGCCCUAGAUACCGUCCAGAGCGAGGCAGUGCCUCUUGAUGAGAACGCCCAAUUCAACCUGCCGGUGGCUUCUCCCGCACAGUCUGUCACGGAGAUUGCCCCUACUGCGCAAGAACCCCAGCAGCCUCUCCCGGGUAAUAAGAAACGCGCUCCCCCUAACCCUAAAAUCCCAUUUGUUCUAGCCGGUACCAAGGCCGAUGUCGAAAGAGCAAGGCGAAGAAGACUUGCCGGUAGACGCCGCAAGGGCCCCAAGCCCGUGAUGGAAGUCGAUUGGCUGCCUCAUGGCGCUGAUAGAGAGACUAAGAAUAGGUUUCUCUUAGAAGCACGCCGCUACGAGGUUUCCUACAAGAUGAUCAAGAUGUAUGGUCGCUUUAAAGAGGCAGAGUCGACUCUUCGUGGCCGUUACCGAACCUUGACGAAAAGAAGGGAGGAUCGGGUCCGAAAUCCCAAGUGGACCCCAAUUGAUAUUCAACUUUUGAAGGAGGCAGUGCAAGUGUACGCCGGCAGCGAACAUCCAGACAGAGCUGGGAUAUCUUGGAUGAUGGUGUCCCAAUACAUCAAGAGCCAUGGCGGCACGUACUCGUUUGGGUACAAUACUAGUCACAGGAAAUGGUUGCACCUCGAAAGGACUGGACAGCUUGGAGACAACGUGUUUGACCAGAGCUGGGAAGAUCAUGACGACGAUGAGAAUGUCGAUGUCGAUGUCGAUGAUGAAAAUGAGGAUGCCGAUGUCGAUGAUGAAAAUGAGGAUGCCGAUGUCGAUGAUGAAAAUGAGGAUGCCGAUGUCGAUGAUGAGAUGGAGGGGGUUGAUACCGACCUUCACGAAGAGCCCAAAGACGAAGAUGGCGACGAGGAUGAGGGUAAAGAUGACGAUGAGGCCGAAGAUGGCACCUAUGGAGAGAACUAA
This is a messenger RNA of Trichoderma atroviride IMI 206040, 1566 nucleotides long. Lineage: Eukaryota; Fungi; Ascomycota; Sordariomycetes; Hypocreales; Hypocreaceae. The record is from RefSeq and is a predicted model, not a curated record.